Molecule: messenger RNA, 1314 nt
Organism: Aspergillus puulaauensis
Lineage: Eukaryota; Fungi; Ascomycota; Eurotiomycetes; Eurotiales; Aspergillaceae
Exons: 1
Coding region: 1-1314 (437 amino acids)
Molecular function (GO): protein dimerization activity
Source: RefSeq, a predicted model, not a curated record
AUGAGUCCCAGGGCUCCUGGCAAUAACAUGAAUUUGCAGCUGCACGGUGCUGCUGCGCCUGUUGGUCCUGUUGCGCCUGCUGGUCCUGCUGGCCCUGCUGGUCCUUCUGGUCCUGCUCCUGCUUUCCCUGCCAGUCCAUUCGUCCCCCAGCAGGCUCUUCUCAGCGGCUACCAGCAGGACAUGGCACCCCAGCUUGACCCUUCGAUGUCUGAGAGUCCUUUGUCGAUGAAAUCGGAAAUCAUGACACCGGAUGUCUCCAUGGCUGACUUGCUCAGCUUGCCAGAGUCCACGCUGCCACAGAGCGCCAUUCCAACUGAAAACAUGCAACACAGCUUCAUGCCAGAUGGGACUAUUCCAAACGGGAUUAUGCCGCACGAUUUGAUUUCCAAGGGGGCUUUGCCGCACGAUAUGAUCUCCAAUGGGAUGGUGCCAGAUGGUACUAUGCCGGACAUGAUGGAUCCACAGAUGAACCGCCUCGAGGGCUUGCAGGGUCUACCAGGGGUGCCAACGUACACAGACGAGUACCCCUCGAGCAACCACGAACAAGCCUGGUUCCAGUGUUCUUCGGGCGGCCUCGGAAGCAGCGACCUCAGCAGAGCACAGUCGUUAGACAUCGACAGCAACAGCCCAGGCACAAUACACUCGUUCGGGUCCAUGCAAGCGCCACUGAUGGGGUUCACCAGCCCGAUGCCGGUGCAAAUCCACCUUCAGCAUGCACCAGCUCCAUACCCGAUGUCCCCCAGGCCUGGCAGCAACCGCAUCAUUUGCAACAACCGCAGCAACCGCAACCGGUAUACACCGGCCCAGUACGGCCGCGGGAUCUCAGGCCCAGUGCCAGGGCUAGAGUCGCACGCAUCACCGCGGACCAACGCCGAACUCGAACAAGAGGCCCGCCAUGCCCAGCGGCGCAAAUCGCAUAACUCCGUCGAGAAGAGAUACCGGCAUAACCUCAAUGCCAAAUAUCUCCAGCUCGAUUCCGCUAUCAGUAGAUCGGCCUGUUCUUUUCCGGUCGCCGGGGGUUCUUGUCCAGGUUCGGAGGAUAAAGUGCACUCGCAAAUCGCACCUUCAGACCAAGAAGCCGAGGCAGCUGUAAAAAAGAAGGGCGGCCAGCGGGCUUCACAAUCCAAGGCGGGGGUUCUCGCGGGCGCAAUUGCGCGCCUGCAGCAAAUGGCAGACGAGAUCCAUAUGUUGAAGUUGAAGGUGGCUAUGUGCGAGGCUUCUCGUGUUGCAGACUCGCAGCAGGUGCAUGAUGGGGUUGACGCUGAACACGGCGACGAAGACAAGGAUGCGCCGCAUGAUGUCGAGGACGUUUAG